AUCAAUUUGGCCCAUCCGACCAUUGUCUUCCUCUGAGCCUUUUGUCCUCAAAUUUAUUUAUUUAUUUCUUUAUUAAAAUCAGCUACCUAAGAAUAUUUAUAUACAUAUACUCUUUAAGCUUCAACAUUCAUCCAAUAAUUUUUUUUUCAUACAAAAUAUAUAAUUGUUUCGAAGCUCAUAACUUUACUUGCAAAACCUUAUUUUUCUUUCUUCUCUCUCUCUCUUAGCUCUCUCUAAGAAGAUGAUUCAAAAGCCAAAGAAAUAAUUGGAAUAAAGCUUCAUUUUUCUUGUUGGAUAGAUCCAUGUAAAGGGUCUCUCAAUCUAUAUCGAUCUGCUGAUGUACAAAUCUUUUGAGAAAUUAAGAUAAUUUUUGCUGGGAAUAAAUAGAGAAAGGGAGAGAGAAAGAAGGAAUAAUAAAGAUGAUAAAUGGGUUUGAUUUGAACGAAGAAGCGAAAGGCAUUGAUGAAGGAUCUGGAGAAGAGAACUCGAAUAACUCGAACUCGAACUCGAGCAGCAACAAUGGAAUGGAGGAAGAAGAGAAAGAAGAAGAGGAAGAGGAACCGAGAAGAAGUGGAAGUGUUAGAAAAUAUUCAAGGUCUAAAAUGCCAAGGCUUCGUUGGACUCCUGAUCUUCAUCUUGCCUUUGUAAAUGCUGUUGAAAGACUUGGAGGACAAGAAAGGGCAACACCAAAGUUGUUACUUCAGUUGAUGAAUGUAAGAGGGCUCAGCAUUGCUCAUGUAAAGAGCCAUUUGCAGAUGUAUCGAAGUAAGAAGCUGGAUGAGUCUGGACAAGUUUUAUCUCAGACAAUGUUUGGAAGAAAUCACAUUGUGCAAAUGUACCAGAGAUUGAACCAUGGACACUUCAGAGGGCACAAUAGUAAUUUCCUCUCACACAUUACAAAGCCUUACCACCUCAGACCACCUUCUAACUCUUCUUCAAGGUUUGGAGAUGAGUGGGAAGCAAUAGAUCAUCAUAAUCCAUUGGGAAUUAGGGGAUGUUCUAAUGUAUGGAGCAAAGAUGAUCAUAAUUCAAACAUAAUAAUGGAUGAUCCCUUUCAAACUACUUCUCAUAUAUAUGAAGUUGCUAAUGCAAUUUCAAGAUCAACCACACCCAUAAGGCCAAGCCGAUUCCUUGAGGAUAAGAAAUGGCCUCCCCAUCACUUAAUUACUACACAACAUUUUCGUAUCAAUAAUAUUAAUAAUAAUCCCCAAAAACAUUAUUUUCGACCUAAUAUACUUAACAUCCAACAACAACAACAGUCUAAUUCUCUAUGGAACCCUAAACUUACAAGCUUCAAUCAUCAUGAUCAUCUUCAUCCUUCUCCAACCACUUCAUCUUCUCCAUUGUUCAAGCUCAGUCGAUCCAGCUUCGAGCCUGAUUGUCUCGUUCAACGUCCCUCGACUCAGUUAGAGUUGAGUUUAAGGAAUAAUAGCUUGGUGGAAAAUGGUGGUGGGAUAAUGGUGGUGAAUAAUAAUAAUAAUGAGAAAGAAGAAGAUGAAUGCAGGAGAGAAAUUGAUACAGUACUUUCUCUUUCUCUUUCUACCUCUUCAUCAAGACAACAACAGCAACAUCAAGAAGAGGAAUGUAGACAAACAAAUAUUUGUUCAAAGGUUUGAAAAUUAAAUAAUGGGCUGAGUACUUAAGGAUCUAUCUCAUCCAUGCAAAAUUAAAUUACAUUAUUAAGCUAAGGGCCAUAGGAGAGUGAGAUCUUGUAAGUACUUGUCUCAAUAAUUUUUUUUUCUUAAUGGAAAAUAUUUAUUUACAUU
Benincasa hispida (wax gourd) is the source of this 1766-nucleotide messenger RNA. RefSeq lists its product as uncharacterized. Gene Ontology annotation, molecular function: DNA binding; DNA-binding transcription factor activity. Lineage: Eukaryota; Viridiplantae; Streptophyta; Magnoliopsida; Cucurbitales; Cucurbitaceae. The record is from RefSeq and is a predicted model, not a curated record.